AUGGCAUCGAUCUCUGGACUUUUACAGUGGUGCAAGGAAAACGGAACCUUAUUAUCUCCAAGGGUAGAAUUCAAAAAUAUUGAUGCCACAAACAUUGGCGGGUUUUUCCAAAACUCUGAAAAAGAGGCAGCUGAUGAUUUAGAAGAUGAGCACAUUAGAUUACCAUUGAAAUUGGCCAUCACAGUAUCAGAUGCAAUCAAAUCGUUUAGUGAUGGGAAUGAAGCUGACACAUUCACCAACAUUUCUAACAAGACAUCCAAUAUAAACUCAUUGUUGAAGUUAUUCUUGGCCCGUGAAAAGUCUGAAAAGUACCUUUCCAAGUCCUUCUAUCAGCCAUAUCUCACUCUUCUUCCUAGUUUGACUGAUAUCAAUUCUCCUUACACUUGGUCUCCGGAGGACAAAGAAUCUUUAAGAGGUACGAAUCUAGGAAGCGCGUUGAAGGAGAAUUUGGCUGCUCUUGUGGAGGAAUGGUGGCAAGUCAUCAACUUGCUUCCAGAAAGCAUUGACAAACCAGAGCAGCACUUUGUCAACAUGAAGUUUUAUUAUGAAUUCAAGUUCCACCAAGAGAAAGACCUUUAUGAAUUGUUCAAUACUGAACAAGACUUCAACAAUUGGACAAGUUUCACAAACUAUUUGUGGUCUUCUUUGAUUUUGAAGUCUAGAUCAUUUCCCGCCUAUUUGAUCAAGAAUGUCGAUAAAGAAAAAGAUAUCAAGAUGGAUGAAGCCAUGUUAUUACCUGUGGUAGAUUUGUUGAAUCAUAGCAUGAAAGCCGAUGUUGAAUGGUCCGUUACCAGGACAGGAGGUACCGAUUUCUUCAACUUCAAAUCUAACUCAGCGUUGGUGGGCAGAGAAUUGUUUAAUAACUAUGGCAGAAAAGGUAAUGAGGAACUCCUUCUUGCCUAUGGGUUCUGCAUCGAAGGUAAUGAAGCCGAUACUACAGCUUUGAAAAUCAAGAUCCCAGUGGAAAUGUUACCUGAAUUAGAACAAGCUGGUGUCAAACUCCCACGACUUUCAGAUUAUACUACUGCGGUGGUGAGAACUGAUGAGCCUACCCCUGACAAUAAAGGAGACUACAGUGAGUUUUCUGAUGGGUUACUUUUUUUUGUGACAGUCAAUAAUGUCCCCGAAAACUUAAUUUCACUCUUCCAGCAAUUGGUCAAAACUCCAUGGGAAACUGAUAUAACUUUAAGAACCAAAUUAGCUGGAAUUAAUCAUUUAAGGCAGGCCCUUGAGUCUAAAAUCACCAUCAUCAACGAGAUCAAGAAACCAUCAGCACAGUCUGCUAAUACUAGAAACAUCGAUAUCUAUGUUUCCAGCCAAAAACAGAUUCUUAAUUCUGCCGUGAAAAUACUCAAACGGAAAGAAAAGGAUAUACUAGUUGAUCCAGAGGUCAAACCAAAUCUUGUUACACUCAAGACCGUCUAUAAGAAAGACAAGAAGUUUGCAGACGCCCUUUUGGUGUCACUAGGAGUCACUUCGUAUGAACAAUUGAUUGAACAUAGCUUCCAGGAUCAAGCAUGGUUAUUGUUUUUGAUCCGGUGCCACAACAAGAAAGAGUAUGCUGACGAAGAAGAAAACUAUCUUCCUGACUGGAUCCAUGAUAGUUUUGAGAGAAUGACCAAAGAACAUACAAUAACUGCCGAAGAAAUCGUUCAAUAUCAAGAAUUAUACGAGAGCCUCGUUAUACCAUUAACCAGUACGGCACCCGAUGUAUUCAAUAGAGGUGUAUGGACGGUUGAACAGCUUAUAAUCAGUGCCAGACUUCUUGAUACAAUCAGCUUUGUCAGGGGCAAGAAGCAAGAAUGCAUUCUUGUCAAGACCUAA
Yamadazyma tenuis ATCC 10573 is the source of this 1824-nucleotide messenger RNA. Its product is annotated as protein-lysine N-methyltransferase. Gene Ontology annotation, biological process: peptidyl-lysine monomethylation. NCBI's taxonomy places the organism in Eukaryota, Fungi, Ascomycota, Pichiomycetes, Serinales, Debaryomycetaceae. Gene Ontology annotation, molecular function: protein-lysine N-methyltransferase activity. The record is from RefSeq and is a predicted model, not a curated record.